This is a messenger RNA of Euleptes europaea (tarantolino), 2718 nucleotides long. It is a transcript of the gene SPG7, whose product is annotated as SPG7 matrix AAA peptidase subunit, paraplegin. Gene Ontology annotation, biological process: mitochondrial protein processing; protein-containing complex assembly. Gene Ontology annotation, molecular function: ATP binding; ATP-dependent peptidase activity; metalloendopeptidase activity. Bases 1 to 2703 code for a protein of 900 amino acids. Gene Ontology annotation, cellular component: m-AAA complex; membrane. The record is from RefSeq and is a predicted model, not a curated record. The transcript has 17 exons. Lineage: Eukaryota; Metazoa; Chordata; Lepidosauria; Squamata; Sphaerodactylidae.
AUGCAGCAGCUUCCGCAGCCUAGAGGCCCUCCUCCUCCUCCUCCUCCUGAGCGCCGUCGCUUUGCCGAGGGGCGCCGCUGCGCUGCGCUGCCCGCCUCCCGGCUGCUUUCCCCGGCCGAGCCGCGGGCGGGCGGGCGGGCAGGGCAGGGAGGGCAGGGCAGGGCGCGCCCCCGCGAUUUCCUGCGCGCGCGGCGGGCCUGGGGCUUCGGCGCAGGCGCCUGGUGGGGGGCGGCCAUCUUGAGAGCGGGCUCGGCUGCCCGCGUCCAAGAUGGCGGAGGGCGCCUCGCCGCCCCGCCGCUGCCCGGGUCCGGCCGCCGCCCGCCGCCGCCUCCUCCUCCUCCUCCUCCGCCGGGCGGCGCCAUGAGCGGCCUGGCCUUGCUGCGCCUCCUCAGCCGGGGGAGCCGCUGCCGGCUGCGCCUGAGGGCUCCCGCCGCCGCCGCCGCCGCCGCCGCCGCCCCCCUGCGCAGCGCCUGGGCCGGGCCGCCGAGCGGGGUGCUGAGGAGCUUUCUGUCUCGAAGGUUUUCCCCCGAAUUUGAAGGACUUUCGCCAGCCAUAGUGGAAAAGCAUUUAUUUCCAGCUCAACUCUGGAAGCUUUUGAGUGGCCCUUUCUAUUUUUCUACCUCUGGUUCCCGUCGCAAUGGCAAAAGUGGUGAAGGGUCCAAAGGGAAAUCCCCGGAGGAAGACGAGGAAGAAAAGAAACGCCGGGAAAGGGAGGACCAGAUGUAUCGGGAGCGCUUGAGGACCCUCUUCAUCAUCGCCGUCAUCAUGAGCCUGCUCAACUCCUUGAGCACCAGCGGGGGCAACAUCUCCUGGAACGACUUUGUGAACGAGAUGCUGGCCAAAGGAGAGGUGCAGCGGAUCCAAGUGGUCCCGGAGAGCGACAUUGUGGAAAUCUACUUGCACCCCGGGGCAGUUGUGUUUGGACGGCCCAGGCUGGCCCUGAUGUACAGAAUGCAGGUGGCCAACAUUGACAAGUUUGAAGAGAAGCUGCGAGCAGCCGAGGAAGAGCUGAACAUCAGCGUGAAGGACAGGAUCCCCGUCUCCUACAAGCGUACUGGCUUCUUCGGAAAUGCUCUCUACGCCCUGGGGAUGGCAGCGGUGGGAGUCGGCAUCCUCUGGUACAUCUUCCGCCUGGCUGGCAUGGCCGGAAGGGAAGGGGGCUUCAGUGCCUUUAAUCAGCUGAAAAUGGCCCGCUUUACAGUCGUGGACGGCAAAUCCGGGAAAGGAAUCAGCUUCAAGGACGUAGCAGGAUUGCACGAGGCCAAAAUGGAGGUCAAGGAAUUUGUGGAUUAUUUGAAGAGCCCAGAGCGCUAUCUGCAGCUGGGAGCCAAGGUGCCCAAAGGGGCCCUCUUGCUCGGCCCACCUGGCUGCGGCAAGACCCUGCUGGCCAAAGCGGUUGCAACGGAGGCGCAGGUGCCUUUCCUGGCGAUGGCUGGCUCGGAGUUCGUAGAGGUGAUUGGAGGUCUUGGAGCUGCCCGCGUGCGGAGCCUCUUCAAAGAAGCCCGUACCCGUGCCCCCUGCAUUGUCUACAUCGAUGAAAUAGACGCCGUGGGGAAGAAGCGCUCUACCAACAUGGCUGGCUUUUCCAACACCGAGGAAGAGCAGACCUUAAACCAGCUGCUGGUGGAAAUGGACGGCAUGGGGACCACCGACCACGUCAUCGUGCUGGCCUCCACCAACCGAGCAGACAUCUUGGAUAACGCUCUCAUGAGACCCGGGCGCCUCGAUCGGCACAUUUUUAUCGACCUGCCCACCCUGCUGGAGAGGAGGGAGAUCUUUGAGCAGCACCUGAAGGGCCUGAAGUUAUCCCAGGUCGGCAGCUUCUACUCCCAGCGGCUGGCCGAGCUGACUCCAGGCUUCAGCGGAGCUGACAUUGCCAAUAUCUGCAACGAGGCUGCUCUUCACGCUGCGAGGGAAGGACAUAAAUCCAUCGACACCUUCAAUUUCGAAUAUGCUGUGGAAAGAGUCAUUGCCGGAACCGCCAAAAAGAGCAAGAUUCUGUCCCAGGAGGAGCGGAGGGUGGUGGCGUUCCAUGAGUCCGGCCACGCCCUCGUAGGCUGGCUGCUGGAACACACAGAGGCUGUGAUGAAGGUCUCCAUAGCCCCUCGCACCAAUGCUGCCCUGGGCUUUGCUCAGAUCCUCCCCAAGGACCAGUACCUCUUCACCAAGGACCAGCUCUUUGAGCGGAUGUGCAUGGCCUUGGGAGGGAGGGUGUCGGAGGCCAUCACGUUCAACAAAGUGACUACAGGGGCACAAGAUGACCUGAGGAAAGUCACCAAGAUAGCCUACUCGAUGGUGAAGCAAUAUGGGAUGGCGCCCAACGUCGGCUACCUUUCCUUCCCUGUCCAGGAAAAUACUGCAGGGAUUGGGCGGCGCCCCUUCAGCCAGGGACUCCAGCAGAUCAUGGACCAUGAAGCAAAACUGCUGGUGGCCCAGGCCUACAGGCGCACAGAGACACUGCUUCUGGACAACCGGGACAAGUUGAAGACGCUGGCUAACGCCCUCCUGGAGAAGGAAGUGAUAAACUAUGAUGACAUCGAAGCCUUGAUUGGGCCUUCUCCCUAUGGGCCCAAGAAAAUGAUUGCCCCUCAGAGCUGGAUUGAAGCUGAGAGAGACAAACAAGACAUGGGGGAUGAAGAGCCCCCCCAGCAGCCACCCAGGCAAGGGGAAGAAGAAGAAGAGCCCAACCUUAGACCCGUUUGAAGCCGGGUCAUGGCG